AUGCCGAGUGAGGGCGCACUCAACCGGGACCAGGUGUUCCGCAAACUGCGCGCGAAACCGGAAAACAAGGUGUGCCAGGACUGCACCGGGAAGAACCCCACGUGGGCAGCGGUGCCGUACGGCAUCUUCAUUUGUCUGUCGUGUGCAGGACACCACAGGGCGCUCGGAACGCACGUGUCCUUCGUCCGAUCCACCACCCUAGAUACGUGGACGGAUGACCAGCUCCAGGUGAUGCUCGCGGGAGGGAAUGCGCGGGCGCGGCAGUACUUCAAGGACCACGGGUGGGACGAGGUCGGCUCGGACAAGAUCACCGCCAAGUACAACAGCCGGGCGGCGACGAUGUACAAGGAGACGCUCUCGAAGGAGGCCUCCGCGACUGCUGGCCACAGCGUGGACAUCCUGCACACGCCGGCGAAGGCCGCGGCCCCCAGCAACGCCGCGGCGUCGCCCAACAAGCCCGCAGGCUCCUCGCUCGCCGCGAAGCCGGUGGCGCCGCCGAAGCCUUCGGUCGUCCGCGCCGGGGACGGCUCCGGCGGCCCCGCGAAGACCUCGAAGAUGGUCCUGGGCGCCCGGAAGGCCGGCGGGGCGCGCGCGGGCGGUCUGGGCGUGAAGCAAGUGAGCGGCGCUAUUGACGACUCGCUGUUCGACCAGGCGCCGGAGGAGGCGCCGCCGCAGGACUCGGCGAUCUCGCUCGGGAUGCGCGACGGCUCGGGGCACGUCACGCUGUCCGGCGCGGCCGCGGCGCGGCAGGCGGCGGGCCCGACGAGCAGCGCGGCGGCGGCGCAGGCGGGGGACCGGUUCGGGGGCGCGAAGUCGAUCUCCAGCGACAUGUUCUUCGGCGAGGAGACGGGCCCGAGCAUGCAGGAGCGGCAGGCGAAGGUGCAGCAGUUCGCGAACUCGGACGCGAUCUCGUCGUCGGACUAUUUUGGGGACCAGGAGGGGGAGGUGGACAUGCCGCCGGGCGACCUGGCGGGGCAGCUGAUGGGGCGGCUAUCGGUGCAGGCGCGCCGCGACAUCGACGCGAUGAAGGACGUGGCGAAGCGGGCGACGGCGAAGGCGGCCGAGAGCUUCCUGACGUGGCUGAACCGGUGA
Pedinophyceae sp. YPF-701 is the source of this 1092-nucleotide messenger RNA. Lineage: Eukaryota; Viridiplantae; Chlorophyta; Pedinophyceae. The record is from the annotation of a GenBank genome assembly.